Messenger RNA from Trichechus manatus latirostris (Florida manatee), 1090 nucleotides. It is a transcript of the gene SLC25A21, whose product is annotated as solute carrier family 25 member 21. The transcript has 11 exons. The record is from RefSeq and is a predicted model, not a curated record. Gene Ontology annotation, biological process: transmembrane transport. Bases 1 to 990 code for a protein of 329 amino acids. NCBI's taxonomy places the organism in Eukaryota, Metazoa, Chordata, Mammalia, Sirenia, Trichechidae.
AUGGAAAAGAAAAAAAGCAGCUUUGAAGGCACAGCAAAGCAGGAAUUCCUAAGGUGGAGCUCUGCUGUCCUGCCUGGUGGCUCGAAAGUGACUCAGCAGUUCCUGAGCAUCCCAACUUGCAUCAGCCUCACUUGGAGGGUGAGGCCCUCUUGGAACCCAGGUCUUGUGGAAAUUUGCUUGAUGCACCCUCUUGAUGUGGUGAAAACCAGAUUCCAGAUUCAGAGAGGCACAACUGAUCCAAACCAUUACAAAAGCUUAGGAGACAGUUUUCGAGUGAUUAGCCGAACAGAAGGGCUGUUUGGCUUUUACAAGGGAAUUCUGCCACCCAUCCUGGCUGAAACACCAAAAAGAGCAGUGAAGUUUUUCACCUUUGAACAGUACAAGAAAUUGCUAGGAUAUGUGUCACUGUCACCAGCAUUGACAUUUGCCAUUGCUGGACUGGGAUCUGGACUAACAGAAGCCAUCGUGGUUAACCCUUUUGAGGUAGUAAAAGUUGGCUUGCAAGCCAAUCGGAACACAUUUGCAGAGCAACCAUCCACUAUGGGCUAUGCAAGACACAUCAUUAAGAAAGAAGGCUUGGGACUCCAGGGCCUCAACAAAGGAUUUACAGCAACUUUGGGACGCCAUGGGGUUUUCAACAUGGUUUAUUUUGGCUUCUACUACAAUGUCAAAAACAUUGUCCCUGUCAAUCAGGAUCCAGCGUUGGAGUUUUUAAGAAAAUUUGGGAUUGGUCUUCUCUCGGGGACAAUAGCCUCAGUUAUUAACAUCCCUUUUGAUGUUGCCAAAAGUAGGAUUCAAGGCCCUCAGCCAGUUCCUGGACAGAUCAAGUACAGAACCUGUUUUAAAACAAUAGCAACAGUCUACCAGGAAGAAGGGUUUUUAGCUUUGUACAAAGGUCUGAUUCCCAAGAUUAUGAGACUUGGACCAGGUGGUGCGGUGAUGCUGCUGGUUUAUGAAUAUGCCUAUUCAUGGCUUCAGAAGAACUGGUGAUUGCCUAUGAAGUGUUUUUCCUUCUUGAAAUAAUGGGUAUUUGCUAAGCAGCACCAUGAAGAGGAAAGAAUAUUGAUCAGCCAAGCUGGACAUGCAAUUA